Messenger RNA from Phycomyces blakesleeanus NRRL 1555(-), 714 nucleotides. RefSeq names its product Homeodomain-like DNA binding domain-containing transcription factor. The coding region runs from base 1 to 714 and encodes 237 amino acids. Gene Ontology annotation, molecular function: nucleic acid binding. The record is from RefSeq and is a predicted model, not a curated record. The transcript is spliced from 2 exons. NCBI's taxonomy places the organism in Eukaryota, Fungi, Mucoromycota, Mucoromycetes, Mucorales, Phycomycetaceae.
AUGACUUUAUACAAGAGAAUUGUUGACUUGACCAUAAAAAAAUAUCAUAAGUCAGUUGUAAAAGUUGCUUCUAUGUUUAGCCUUUCUAGAUCUACUGUAGAUAACAUAAAGAACAGUUUCAUAGAUAAUGGAAAGAUCGUGGUCAAGCAAAGAGGUGGCAGAAAGAAGGAAUGUACAAAAAUCAUGGAAGAACAUUCAGAAUAUCUCAUUGAGAUCCUAGAUGAAGAUUGCACAUUGACUCUUGAGAUGAUGAGAGAAAAGCUUUACGAAUGCUUUGAUGACUUACAAGAAAAAGACAUAAUGUUCAGCAUACUAUACUGUCAUAUAAUGAACAAUAUUGGGUUCACCUUAAAGCGAACCAAGGCUGUGGAGGAGAGGAGAAACGACCCGGAUGUUAUUGAAGCAAGGAGAAAAUUUGUGGAGUCUCUUCCAGAACUUGGGGUUGCAUAUGUAGCCAAUUGUAUUUUUAUUGACGAAGCUGGAUUUAAUAGGGCACUCAACAUCAGCAUCUUGGCAGCAAUAUCAAACAAUGGUGUCAAGAGCAUGUCAGCUAAGCUUGUUCCAAAAGGCACCAACAUUGAACUUUUCAUCAAGUUCUUAAAGACAAUCAUAAAAACACUGGACAAUAUCAAUGCUGUUCCCCAGUGGUUCAUCCUGAACAAUGCUCCCAUCCACAGAUCCCAUUUGGUCAGAGACUUUAUGGCGACAACAUAA